This is a messenger RNA of Periophthalmus magnuspinnatus, 3059 nucleotides long. RefSeq names its product zinc finger and BTB domain containing 33 (gene zbtb33). Bases 119 to 2257 code for a protein of 712 amino acids. The record is from RefSeq and is a predicted model, not a curated record. The transcript is spliced from 2 exons. Gene Ontology annotation, cellular component: nucleus. Gene Ontology annotation, biological process: regulation of transcription by RNA polymerase II. Gene Ontology annotation, molecular function: RNA polymerase II cis-regulatory region sequence-specific DNA binding; protein binding; DNA-binding transcription factor activity, RNA polymerase II-specific. NCBI's taxonomy places the organism in Eukaryota, Metazoa, Chordata, Actinopteri, Gobiiformes, Gobiidae.
GCAUGUGCGUACUGCGCUUCGCUUAAACACUGCGCAGAGGCUUUUGUCUGGAGCCUUCUAAGUUACAAUUUCGUAAAUAUCUCGCUUUAUUUUGUGUGGGGACACAAAAUUUGCAGAUAUGCCGAGCCUUAAACUGAUAUCUGCUACGGACACAGAGUACUCUAUUGCUGUGCUGAAGUCACUGAAUGAGCAGCGAAAUAAUGGACUAUUUUGUGACAUUACAAUCAUUAUCCGGGACAAAAAGUUCAGAGCCCACAAAACCAUCUUAUCUGCUUCUAGUACGUACUUUCAUCAGCUCUUUACUGUGGCUGGACAAGUAAUUGAGCUAAACUUCAUCAGAGCAGAAAUCUUUGAAGAAAUUCUUAAUUACAUUUACACUUCUAAGAUUGUCAGAGUUAGAUCAGACAUGCUUGAGGAGCUUAUACAAGCGGGAAAAAUAUUAGGAGUGAAGUUUAUCGCUAACCUGGCGUCACCUUUAUCUCAAGUGAAAGGGCUCCCAGGCUUAUCCAAAGAACCAGAAAACAAAACUGAUACAUCUUCAGAGGUGAUGCCAAUAAUCACAGAAUCCUUUUCAAUAUCUUCUGAGGAAUUCAAUCAAACCUCAAAAUCUGAAGGGGACGCCGAGGACUCUGACAGUGAUGUGAUGUUUGUCUCCCAAACAGCAGCAAAUCAGAAAAUUAACACUGAGGUAAUUGAUUUAGAGUCUUCAGAAAACAUAAAUAAUGUAGCUGCGCAAGAGGAAGGUUCUGGACCACAGAAAACAUAUUCUGUAAAACCUCCCAAUUCUAAAGACAGCAGCAGCUCUAAAGACAACAGCAGCAGCAGCUCUAAAGACAACAGCAGCAGCAGCUCUAAAGACAACAGCAGCAGCAGCUCUAAAGACAACAGCAGCAGCAGCUCUAAAGACAACAGCAGCAGCUCUAAAGACAACAGCAGCAGCAGCAGCUCUAAAGACAACAGCAGCAGCAGCUCUAAAGACAACAGCAGCAGCUCUAAAGACAACAGCAGCAGCAGCAGCUCUAAAGACAACAGCAGCAGCAGCAGCUCUAAAGACAGCAGCAGCAGCUCUAAAGACAGCAGCAGCAGCUCUAAAGACAGCAGCAGCAGCUCUAAAGACAGCAGCAGCAGCUCUAAAGACAACAGCAGCAGCUCUAAAGACAACAGCAGCCCUAAAGGCAACUCCAAAGAUGUGUCUUACCCUGUGACUACAACCAUAGCACCAACUAGACCCACAGGCUUCAGCCGUGAUGGUUCAAGUCUUUCAAUAUCUUCUGAAAACAAAGAUGUUUUGGGAGUUCACAGAAAGCAAGUAACGACUGCUGCUGCUCAGCAGGGAAAUCUCAAAAUAAGACUGGUCGAUGUGCCUGAUGCCUCUGAGGAGUGUGACAAUAACUCAUCCAUGCGUAAGUUUGGAGCAAAGCAGACGGUAACUCUAAAAACAGCUGCAGAAAUUGGUUCCAUUGGUUCAAUAUCUCCUGAUUGUCGAGUAUAUGCCAAUAUUGGAGAAAAUACAUAUGACAUAGUCAAAGUGAAAGAUGACCCAGGAGAAGGAGGAUCUAAAGCUUAUAAUGGGAAAAGAGCAUAUAUGGCCACCCCCAAAAGGCCUUGUGAAGAAGAACCAAUUUCACCCACAAUUGGACCCAUAAAGAAAAGCAAAGUGGAUGAUAGUCAAUAUUAUGAGUUGGUCAUGGAUGGAAAGACCUUCUAUGUUUGCGUGGUUUGUAAACGCCCUUAUGUGUGCAUGACAAGUCUCCGUCGUCACUACAAUACUCAUUCAUGGGAAAAGCAAUAUCCAUGCCGACACUGUAACAAGGUAUUUGCAUUGGCUGAAUACAGAACUAAACAUGAAAUUAUUCAUACAGGAGAGAGGCGAUACCAAUGCUUGUUGUGCAAACAAACAUUUUUAAACUACCAGUUUCUUGCGAGCCAUUGCAAGUCAGUUCACAACCAGGAUCCUAGUGGGAGAAAAGGAAAGAAUUUGGCAGACAAUAAUCUUUAUCGGCUGCUUCCAUGCAAAACGGUGAAAAUGAAAGCAUACUCUUGGGUCUCAGAAGACAAGCCUUCUGACAUAAAAACGGUCAUGACUGAGGACGGCAGUGUGCACAUCACAACUACACAUCAACAGGACUCCACCCAGAAGAGGAUGUUAAAUUGGGAUGACAUAUUUUUAGAGCCAGAUGCAAAUCCCCAACCUGGAGGUUCAGUAAACCAUAAGCAAGAGCCUGAAUUUGACUUCAUUCUACCACACACUUACUAAACAACCAAUAUACACUUUGUGCCUCUGAAUUUCAUUGCUUUUUCACCUGCCCCUUACUGGUUAAUUUAAUUUAAAAAAAAGUGAAGUCAUUAUGAAAUUGGCACUGUCAUCAUGAGAAUAAAUCUGCAAAGAAAACCUAGUAUUUUGCAUUUGUUUUUAUAUUGAAGCUUGCUGGAUAAAAAAAAAAAAAAAAAAAAAUUCUAGUAAUUAUUUUAUUAUCACAUGAAAAAUUCUACAUUUACGAAUACUGAUGGUUUUAAACCAAAACAAAAAACUAUUGAAGCAAUAUCUGUGUAAUCCCUCAGUCGUCCAGGUGUAAUCCAUAACAAAAUAUUUCAAAUUCAACUCUAAAACCUUUGUCCUUUUGACAGAUUUGAAUUUUCUUUUGCUAUUAAAACUUGUUUUGUUUUCUUUUCUUUUUUUUGCAUUACUUUGGUGCUGUGGCAGGGAUGUUAGUUAAGUAAUUUUAAGUCAAGGGAUAACUUGUUAACCGAUUUACAUGUAUUUUUAUAGCCCGCUUUUAUCACCUUUUUUGCCAAACCUAGAUAACUAUACAACCUAUAUACAGAUACAAACAACUAUUCAGAUAGCACUUAGUAUUGAUUUAUGCAGUUUUCAUAGCCAGUCUUUAGAGUAUGUCAGUCUAUAAAUGUAAUGUCAAUGUUGUAAAUAUAUGACCAAGGUUUAAAUGGAUUGUAAAUAAUCACAUUAACAAUGGGACUGUCUAUAUUGUACAUUUUAGAGAACCCAUGGCCUUUAAUAAUGUUUUUAUUUGUAGGAAAUUAAAUGUUUUAAUACACUU